Molecule: messenger RNA, 558 nt
Organism: Schizophyllum commune H4-8
Lineage: Eukaryota; Fungi; Basidiomycota; Agaricomycetes; Agaricales; Schizophyllaceae
Exons: 1
Source: RefSeq, a predicted model, not a curated record
AUGGGCUCCCUCUCCCCACCUCGUCGAGCGGAGGAUGCGCUGCAGAAUCUGAGCGGUGGAGACCUCUCCCGUCAACUUCUGCAGACCGCUGAAGAGCAGCUGCAUGCGCUCCAGCCCGGCGCCGACUCAUCAGCUGCUCGCCGCACCCCCAUCUCGCGCAUCGAUCCCCUCAGACGCGGAAGGAUACUCUCGCCGAUCCACGAGCUCCCGGUCGAGGUUCUCUCGAUCGCGUUCCAUUUUUACGUUCUGCAGGACCGCUUCAGGACUGCCUCGACGAGUGACAGGCUACAAUGGUUCAUGCAGCGCGUUGACCACGGACCUUGCGUGCUACUGCGCGUAUGCUCCCGGUGGCGCGGGGUCUGCAGAUCAUGCCUUUCCUCGUACUUCAUGACCCUGAUUAUGUCCAUCUCAUCCCUUGUCAUAUGGCAUAGUACGAUGAGCAGUCUACCAACAGUUGAUGGCCCUAUGGUCUGGACAUGCCUACGACAUUAUAUGGACCUUUUCACCGGGGGCUUCUUCGUGCUUCCGAUGGCCCACGGUCCCCAUCGCCCUGCUAUU